Messenger RNA from Cokeromyces recurvatus, 454 nucleotides. RefSeq lists its product as uncharacterized. The transcript has a single exon. Bases 117 to 377 code for a protein of 86 amino acids. NCBI's taxonomy places the organism in Eukaryota, Fungi, Mucoromycota, Mucoromycetes, Mucorales, Mucoraceae. The record is from RefSeq and is a predicted model, not a curated record.
UAACAAUAUUUAAUGGUUAUCUUUAUUCAAAAUUAAUAAUUUCUCGAUAUUUAUAUUAAAUUUGCUACAACAAUAAAGUUUAUGUGACAACAGGGAAAAUCGUGAUUAUAGUAAAGAUGCAUAAGUGUUGUCUUCUUGAUUUUCUCAUGUUGUCAACUAAUUAUGCCGACGUCUUCUAUUUUCACAAAUUAUGCAUAAUUUUGACUUCUUUCUUCUCACGUCUGAAUCCUUUACUAUCUAUCGGCUUAAAUCUUCUUUUAUUUUGCCUAUUAAUUCUAAACGAUAGAUUGUACUCUACUUCUAUUUGUUGGUUCUCUAUUUCGUUCCUAAUAGACUGGGCAAUUCAACAUAUUUUAGCUGUAGGUUAUCACUACUAGUGGUAUUACAAUAAAAAGAAAUUCUAUUUUUCAAAGUCCGACGGCGGUAUAUGGGGAAUUAACCCAAAACAAUAUCU